Molecule: messenger RNA, 1241 nt
Organism: Formica exsecta
Lineage: Eukaryota; Metazoa; Arthropoda; Insecta; Hymenoptera; Formicidae
Product: protein big brother-like
Exons: 2
Coding region: 292-1131 (279 amino acids)
Biological process (GO): regulation of transcription by RNA polymerase II
Cellular component (GO): nucleus; core-binding factor complex
Molecular function (GO): sequence-specific DNA binding; transcription coactivator activity
Source: RefSeq, a predicted model, not a curated record
CAACGAGACAUCGCAACGUGUGGAUCGUGGGCGCGAGUGUCGGGGUGUCUCUCCUCUCGCGGAUAUCUGGGAUCGUGAUCGUGAUAUCGUGAUAUCGGCGCGAGAACAAAGGUCCCAAGAAAAUCCUCAUAUCUCGUCUACGCGAGCGACUUUUUUUCAAAAUUGGUCCUUUUCUCGCGAGAAUAAGCGCGAGUAGUAUAGUGAUAGUCGGGACCAGUCGAGGUCACGUUCGCGAGGCGAAGGAGAAAAAAGAUAUCGUCUAGGAGACACGGUUAACACUCGACGACCAGGAUGAUGCAUACCAUGAGCGAGCACGCCGGCGUCGGCGUGCUGCCCUUUGACGGGAUGGGUCUCUAUGAGCAACCGCGACCACCCCGGCUUGUUUUCAAGAUGCCGCGGGUCGUACCUGACCAGAAGUCCAAAUUCGAGAGCGACGAGCUUUUUAGGAGACUGAGCCGCGAGAGCGAGGUGAGUCCGCUGGGGAACACCCACGUUCGUCUCAAGACGCAUCCGAAGUCCUUCCAUCAUCGAAACCUCGUCAAGCCAGAAAUCUUCUCCAUCAAUCUAAUUGUAAGACCAUCCAAGACCUUUCCAAGGAGCAUCCCAAUCAUCCACCGAGACCGAGAUCGAGAUCGAGACCGACGAGUAUCGACGUUUCCACACGUGGACACAGCAUCAGCACUGAAAUUUUCCGUCCCGCCGAUUGCGGUGUUUCAGGUACACCUGCGCUCGCAUCUCAUCAUGAACGGCGUAUGCGUGAGGUGGCGCGGUUGGAUCGAUCUGGAUCGGCUCGACGGCGUCGGAUGCCUCGAGUACGACGAGGAGCGCGCCGCUGAGGAGGACGCGCUGUUACGGGAUCAACUCGAGCGUUACAACCAGCGGCUGCGCGACUUCGAGGAGAAGCAGCGUGCUUAUCGUAGCGGCGCGGCAUCAGCCGCGCAACCACCGCAUCUCAAUCAUCAUUAUCACCACGACACGCAUCACGCGGCGAGCCAUCACCAUCACCAUCACGGCCACCACAGCCGACACGUGGGCGGCGCGGGCGCCACCGGCGCCACCGCCACCGGUAUCGAACCCCACCUGCCGCAUCGCCAGGACCCCGACAUGGAGGUGCGACUGCGAGCCUACUGAGGCCCGCGUUGAUCCGAUUGCCUUCAAUGACGGUGAAGGACGGGAGAGAGCCCAUUCUUGGUCUUGGAUCGAUAAUGUUAAGCGCGUCGACGUUAGGUAAACGCGAAAGC